Pistacia vera is the source of this 681-nucleotide messenger RNA. Its product is annotated as transcription repressor OFP4-like. The transcript has a single exon. Bases 53 to 619 code for a protein of 188 amino acids. The record is from RefSeq and is a predicted model, not a curated record. Gene Ontology annotation, biological process: negative regulation of DNA-templated transcription. NCBI's taxonomy places the organism in Eukaryota, Viridiplantae, Streptophyta, Magnoliopsida, Sapindales, Anacardiaceae.
UCCAACAAAUAAAUCUCUCUUUUCUUCUCCCUCUUUUAGUUUUCUUCCUCCAAUGUCUACAAGCAACAAGAAAAAUAUGCUCAAAACGAUGUUCUCAGCCAAUGCAGGCUGUGGAUGUGGCAAGAUGAAACCCUCAGAUGUGUAUGAACCAAAGCCACGACUCAAAAAGACCUUAAUAUCCCAUAAUAUUUCAAACCCUUGUUAUUCUUCGAGUUCUUGUGGGAAAACCAAUGGCAAAUCAUCGUCAACCUUAGUGGACAAUGAAGACUUCUCUUCCCCUACAUUCUCCUUCAACGUUGGCACUUCCACUUCCACACAAAACUCUGAAUCCGAAACCGACCCAACAAAACCCUCGAAGCUCCCCAGCCCAGGCCCUAAAAUCGUUGACAGCAUUGCAGUUGUGAAGGAAUCAAACGACCCGUAUCAAGAUUUUCGGCAUUCGAUGUUGCAGAUGAUAAUUGAGAAAGAAAUCUACAACAAAGAUGAUCUUCAAGAGCUUCUGAAUUGCUUCUUGCGGCUGAAUUCUCCAAUCCACCGUGAUGUUAUUGUUCGAGCUUUCACAGAGAUCUGGAAUGAAGACAUCUCCAAGAACGUGGAUCAUUCAAAAAGCUUAGUUUGAUGGUGGCACAUGUGAGAGUUGAGUUCACACGUGGGUGAUGGAUGAGAGGGGGAAAUGGGCUC